GUCGCUCUGCCCUCUUCUGACGUCACAUGCAAGAUGGCGGCCCUCAGUGUGGAAAUGGCAUGUCGAGCUGUGUUAAGUCAGGGGGUUCGUGGGGUUUGGCGAAUCCCGCGAGUGGUAGAAAAAAGGUAUCACAGAUGUCCAAUUUCAUCCUGCCAACGGAGACUCCUAACACCUGGUACACACCGGCUGCUUGUCCUAACCAAUGUUCGCUACCAAAGCACAGUAACUGAGGCUACCAGUCAGGUUCCGGUUCCUUCUGAAGCCCAAUUACCCCUUUCACCUAUACCAGAAGCAGCUCUACCAUUACCUCUCACAGAUGUUGCCCCCACAGUCUCUGAGACUUUGGGGCAGGUGGAGCAAAGUUUGUCAGAACUAGGCCUUGCAGCCAGUACCCCUGUUGGGAUGGUACAGAAUUUACUAGAGUUCCUACAUGUUGGUGUUGGGCUGCCUUGGUGGGGAGCAAUAGUGGCAGGCACUGUGUUUGCACGUGUUAUGGUUUUUCCGUUGAUUGUCAAAGGUCAGAGAGAAGCUGCCAAACUUAAUAACCACAUGCCUCAGAUCAACGCAAUUACAACUCGAAUGAAUGAAGCCAAGCAAACGGGAAACAAGUUUGAAUUUUCAAGAGCAUACUCUGAUCUCACUCUGUAUCAGAAAAAGCAUGACGUCAAUCCUCUCCGGGGUUUUCUGGUGCCCCUUAUACAGGCACCAGUGUUCAUCUCGUUUUUUAUGGCUCUGCGGCAAAUGUCAUAUCUUCCAGUUCCCAGCAUGCAAAACGGGGGGCUUUGGUGGUUCGCAGACUUGACUGCAGCGGAUCCUUACUACAUUCUCCCCAUCACAGUUACAUGUACCAUGUGGGCUGUGUUAGAGUUGGGGGCAGAGUCUGGUGUGGAUAACCCUAACCUGAAAAUUAUGAAGACUGUUUUUCGUGUUAUGCCACUCAUCAUUUUACCCCUUACCAUCAACUUUCCAGUUGCUGUGUUCACUUAUUGGGUGACAUCAAACAUUUUCUCUCUGGCCCAAGUUAGCUUUCUAAAGAUCCCAUAUGUACGAAACAAACUACAGAUACCUGAAAGGAUCAAGCAUGACCCGUCUCUACUUCCCCAACAGGAUGGAUUCCUAAAGAGCUUGAAAGCAGGUUGGAAGAAUGCACAGGUGGCUCAGCAGCUUGAAGAGAGAGAGCGAAGGAUUAAGAAUCACUUAGACAUUGCAGCAAAGGGGCCACUCAGACAGACCUUCGCCCAGAACCCUUUACAGCAGAGAGAAAACACACCUGUGUCUCCACAAAAACCCAAAUCUAAGCCUUGGCAAGAUACCAUUGGAUGACAAAAUACUGACUACUUGUUUCUCGUUUAAAAACCAUGGACUAAAAAACUGUCAGUAAGACUUUGGACACAGUUGGACCUUAAGGGCAAAGAACAAUUUUAGCCCUUGUGACCCGAUGAAUGAAUAAAUGGUGGAACUUGUGUGUGUGUGACAAUUCUGUGAUUAUUAAAAAUUUAACAUUAAAUUGGGGUUGUUUGAAGAAAAA
This is a messenger RNA of Spea bombifrons (plains spadefoot toad), 1528 nucleotides long. It is a transcript of the gene OXA1L, whose product is annotated as OXA1L mitochondrial inner membrane protein. The transcript has 10 exons. Gene Ontology annotation, biological process: mitochondrial respiratory chain complex IV assembly; protein insertion into mitochondrial inner membrane from matrix. The record is from RefSeq and is a predicted model, not a curated record. Lineage: Eukaryota; Metazoa; Chordata; Amphibia; Anura; Pelobatidae. The coding region runs from base 34 to 1323 and encodes 429 amino acids. Gene Ontology annotation, cellular component: mitochondrial inner membrane. Gene Ontology annotation, molecular function: membrane insertase activity.